UAUGACAUUUGAGUAUGGUGUAGGUGACAUAAUUGUAUCCAAGAUGGCUACUCAACAAGAUGAUGAAGGUGAAACGGCUGAAAACAAGCGACGGAGACACGAAGUGCUCAAAAUGUAUUAUGGGAUUGACGAGGAGAAGCCAGGAACAACAACUGUGGAUCCAUGCGACAUCGAUGGAGCCCACUUCAAGCCUGACACAUACUUGUCAACGCUGAUCAAGAAGAGCUCUCUAACAGAGUUGAUGGACAGGGAGAAUGAGAUGGUGCGUCAGAUCCGUGCUCUGGACAGCGACAUGCAGACUCUGGUGUAUGAGAACUACAACAAGUUCAUCAGUGCUACAGACACCAUUCGCAAAAUGAAAAAUGACUUCAAGAAGAUGGAGGAUGAGAUGGAUCACCUGGCAACCAACAUGUCUGCCAUCACAGAGUUCAGUGCCAACAUCAGCAACACUCUCCAAGACCGACGCCAACAGAUUACCAAGCUGGCUGGCGUUCACUCUCUGCUCAAGAAGCUCCAGUUCUUGUUCGAACUGCCAGCACGUCUGAAGAAGUGCAUUGAGCUGAAGGCAUACAGUCAGGCUGUCAGGUACUACACGAAGGCCAAGCGUGUGCUGCACCAGUACCAGCACAUGCCCAGCUUCCAGGGCAUCAACAGGGACUGCAACACCAUCAUUGAGGAACUCAGCAAUAAGCUCCGUGAGCAGUUCAAAGACAAGGAUUCCACGCCAAAGCAGCUGGCAGAGUGUGUGGACCUCCUUCUGCAGCUGGAGGAGCCAGCUGAACAGCUGUGUGAGGAGUUCCUGUCUCAUGCAAGGCAGAAAAUAGAUGAAGAUUUGAAUGAACUGAAUCGCCAGAUCAAGCUUCAGGCAGGGGAGGUAACUCCAAGUGAUGACCAGCGACCAGCACAGGCCUAUCUCAACACUCCCAUGGAUGUUCUGGAGUUUGUGGACUCGGGCUGUAAUGGCUUCCUCAGCAACAUGUGUCUGGUGAUCGCAUCCUACAAUGAUAUGUUCCUCAACAGACAGGGUGAAAAUGAGAACUUUGACACAAUUGCCCUGAAGAAGCUGGUGAACUUUGUCAAUGAGCUGAUGGAACAAUAUUUUGCCUACGUUCAGAACAGAGUGCAGCUUGAGAAAGAGACUGGUGACAACACAAUCCUUGUCCGAGCCCUUGACCGAUUUCACCGCCGACUUCAGGCCAUGAACAAGCUCUUGCCAGACACUGACUUCUCAAGGGCAGGGACGGAGAUCGUGUCUCGGGCUGCCAAGGACAGGGUCGCACACUAUCUGCAGGCUCUCAAACAACACUUCUCAGAUUGUCUAACAGAUAUCCGCCAGAGUCUGGCGGCACCCCGCCUGGUGGGGAAACAAGAUGGCAGCACCAACCUGUCUGAGUUGCUUGGCAACAUGCAGUCAUCAAUCGUUGACCAAAUGAAGUCUGUGCUAGCUAAUCUACAGGCUUUCAUAGCCACAGACAUUACAUUCGCGAUGAAGCCAUACUUCCGAGGCCCAUUCUGUACCCAGGAUGUGAGAGAAGGGCUGGUUGUGGCCUUCCUGAAGCACAUCUCAACUACCUGCUGUGACUUCUGUGAGGGCAUGAGUGAGCGGGGUUCCGUUCCACCUGCCCUGCUGCUGGUUCUGUCCCGAUUCUGUCUGGAUCUGGAGAAUGCCUCCAUCUCCUACCUGAUAACACUCACAGAAGAACAGUUUCUGUUGGCUGAGAAGAGUCAGGUGACCCCUGUAGCUGAUCUGUGGGCAAUGGCCAAGGACACUGCACAGAAACUGUUGAACCAUUAUGUCCGAGUGCAAGGUCUCACAAUCUCACAGAUGAUGAGGAAGAGUGUUGAAACUCGGGACUGGCUGAAUACAAUCGAGCCUCGCAAUGUCCGUGCUGUCAUGAAGCGUGUGGUCGAGGACAUCUCAGCCAUUGACAACCAAGUUGGGCAGUUCUAUGAGGAAGGUGUACGCAAAGAGCGUAGCAGUGACUCAAGUCGGCGGACACACACCUACAGCCAGUCUCAGCAGCAGAAACGUACACCCUGGUCCUACUCCCCCAGUGUGGACAACAGCCUCAUUAGCAACAUACAGAAGCUGUUCUCAGAGAAGAUAGAAAUAUUCAGUGCAGUUGAGUUCUCCAAGGUAUCUGUCCUCACAGGCAUCAUCAAGAUCAGCCUCAAGACCUUCUUGGAGUGUGUACUCCUGAGAACAUUUGGCCGAUACGGCCUCCAACAGAUCCAGGUGGACACACACUAUCUGCAGCUGUACCUGUGGAGAUUUGUCUCCGAUGAGAACCUAGUGCAGGUACUGCUGGAUGAGAUUGUGUGCAGCACCAUGCACCGCUGCCUUGACCCAGUCCUCAUGGAACCUAGCGUGAUAGAGCUCAUCUGUGAGAGGGGGUGAACAUUUGGACAAGUCUAACAUCUUACAUCCACAACUGCUAUCUGUGUACAACAUGUGCUUACAAAAAUGCAACUGGUGCACCAGGUGUCAAAUUAAGACACCCAUCAGAGCAGGAAGAAACAGAAACUGGAUGAUAAUUGUGCAGUGUGGAUCUAUGAAACUUAUGUAGCAAACACAUUCCACUGAGGUACAUCUCAUAUCAUUCACUGAUCGCAGGGACUUCACCAUUGUUUAACCAUGAAGAUCAUUGUUA
Messenger RNA from Haliotis rubra (blacklip abalone), 2651 nucleotides. Its product is annotated as vacuolar protein sorting-associated protein 51 homolog. NCBI's taxonomy places the organism in Eukaryota, Metazoa, Mollusca, Gastropoda, Lepetellida, Haliotidae. The coding region runs from base 2 to 2398 and encodes 798 amino acids. Gene Ontology annotation, biological process: lysosomal transport; Golgi organization; retrograde transport, endosome to Golgi. The record is from RefSeq and is a predicted model, not a curated record. Gene Ontology annotation, cellular component: GARP complex; membrane; EARP complex. The transcript has 20 exons.